This is a messenger RNA of Periophthalmus magnuspinnatus, 2328 nucleotides long. RefSeq names its product protein FAM110A-like. The transcript is spliced from 2 exons. Bases 247 to 1557 code for a protein of 436 amino acids. Lineage: Eukaryota; Metazoa; Chordata; Actinopteri; Gobiiformes; Gobiidae. The record is from RefSeq and is a predicted model, not a curated record.
GAACGUGUCGCAAAGAGGCCACGGGCUGCGCUUUACGCCGCACUCCCCCCCGCGCCACGGCUCCACGGCUCUGACACUCGGCUCUGAGACUCGGCUCUUUCACCUUUUGUCUCCGCAGCUCGAACCGGAGCCGCUCGCAGAUCGAUUCCACGACUUCAGAGCAAACGACGAUGAGGAUGAGGCGAUGAAGGCCUCUCCUGAGACACUGAGGCACAGUUCAGGUAGAGGCCGUGUUCUUCUGGUCACAUGAUGCCCGCGGAGACUCUCCCAGCGUCCGCGAGACGUCCCGUGGGGACGGUGGUCACGUCCACUCCCCCUCGUCUCCGGCCCAAAGCCCCCGUGGCCCCGGAGCUUUACCGGCGCCGACAGGGAGGACCGAAGCAGAGCGCCGUGGAGAGACUGGAGGCAGACAAAGCCAAGUAUGUGAAGAGUCAAGUCGCUCUGAGUAAACAGCAGCCAGUGCGCCCCCUGGAGGUGAGCAGAGCUGUGCUCAGCUGCUCCGCCCUGCAGCCCAUGAAACUCAGCCCCCAUCCCAAGACCCCCAUCACCGCCAAGACGAAAGAGACGAAACCUCCCAUCACCGCCAAGACGAAAGAGACGAAACCUCCCAUCACCGCCAAGACGAAAGAGACGAAACCUCCCGUCACCGCCAAGUCCAAAGAGAGUCUCCAACUGGACCUGGAGCACCUGAGUAACCUCAUCAGCGACGUGAGCGACGGCCCCCGAGCGGACGACACUAAACCUCCACAGACCGUUUCUCCACAGAAGAAGCCGACUCCUCCGCCGCCGGCCCCUCGCCCGGACUGGUCCAGUCCAGCCAAAGUGAGACUCAAAGCCCCGCCCCGAGAGGAGAGCGGCCCCGCCCCUCCGGCCGCCGGGACAGUCCGCAGAGUGGACGUCCUGCCUCAGGCCGGCUCCGCUCGGCCCCCAAUGAGACCGGCGCAGUUCAUGAGGCAGCCCCUUCAGCCCCUCCUGCUGCACUCCCAGUGUCUGCAGAGGACACGCCCCUUUCACCCCAGAACGCCCGCCGCCCCGUCUCCUCUCAAACCUGUGAUCGCGACACCUCCAAAACCAGAAAACGCUCCUCUCACUCCGCCUCUAAAGACCCCUCCCGCCCCCAGCGACGCCCCUCCUGAGGCCCCCGUGUUGCCCCCGCCCUCCCCGGCGUUCACCCGCCUCUCCUCCUCCAGCGGCAGAAAGCGCCCCUCCCUCACCCGCUCCAAGUCCGACCUGAGCGACCGCGUCUCCAGAGCCGGGACGGAGCUGGAACGUUUCUUUAACCUGUGCGGACUGGACCCCACGGACUUCCGGGACCUUACGGCCUCGAACUCGGACAUUGUGUCUUUGGCCCGGUUCCGCAGCGUGAGCGCCCCCGGGUCCGAGUGCGGCGGGUCGGGACGAGAGGAAGAAGAGGAGGAAGAGGAGGAGAACGCCGGAAACGCAGCGGCACGAGUCCCAUACGGCGUGUCGGUCAUUGAGAGAAACGCAAGAGUGAUUAAGUGGCUUUAUGGGCUCGGCCAAGCGAAGGACAACGCAAACACGAGCACGAAUCUGUGAGAAAACGUUUAUAUUGGACACGGCGAACCUGCUCCCGCCGCGCUCUGAACAGGAAGUGAUCAGGGACACGAUUACGGCUCCAAUGUCUGUGUAAAAACUGCGUCCUCUCUCUGUAACUGCUGCUGUCAGACUCGUCAUUCAGACUCAACAUCCUCGCUCCUGAUUGGCUCUGCGGUUGCUAUGAUACUCGAGGUCGGAAUCCUAAAUCAGAAACUCUGCUCUACUUUCGCCGCUGUGACCGUUUAACCACUUUCUACCGUCUGUGGUUCUGUGGUAAAUGUGAACACUGCACAGACGAGCGUUCGUUCUUUUACAUACGACUGGAAUUUUUUUAUCGAUUAUUAGUUAUUAGAGAUGGGUCGAUAUGGACUUUCUGAGCCGAUACGAUGUCUGAUAUUUUUGCUUUUAAUUCCACACACGUGUCUUUAAGUUUAAGUGACAGUGAUGAACUUGCCGCGUUUGUAGAAAUAAAAAAUAAAAUGUAUUUACGUGGAAUUUAAAAUAACAAGUCUAAUAGUUUGUAGAAAAGGUAAAAACACUGGGACCGAUAUAUCGCUCGUCUCUAAUCGUUCUGUUCUGAUUUUUGUCCCAUACUGGGGCUGUGCAGGCGACAAAUGCAAAAAGAGUUGAUAUAAAUGUUUAUUUCCACGUCGCAGAGACCAAAGUGUUUCUGUUUGUUCAGGAUCAGUUUGUGUUUUGUCCCAUAAUGGGGCCGUCGUUUUGUGUCACAGAUUAUGAAAAAAUGACAAUAAAAGGUUCAUGAUGCAAGAG